UACAGGUUUGAGCUAUCUGGAAGAUGAAGCCCUGGCUGCAGUUGAUGUUCUUCACCUGUAUUUUUUCAAUCUGGCACACAGAAGCAGAGUUCUUCACCUCCAUAGGUCAAAUGACAGACCUGAUUUAUGCGGAGAAAGACUUGGUACAGUCUUUAAAGGAAUAUAUCCGAGCAGAAGAGAACAAGCUCUCUCAGAUUAAAAGCUGGGCUGAAAAAAUGGAUAUACUGACUAGCAAAUCAACCUCUGAUCCAGAAGGGUAUCUAGCACAUCCUGUAAAUGCAUAUAAGCUGGUGAAGCGUUUAAAUACUGACUGGCUGGAAUUGGAAAACCUCGUUCUUCAGGAUACAACAAAUGGCUUUAUUGCAAAUCUUACAAUUCAGCGUCAGUUUUUUCCAACUGAAGAAGAUGAGACUGGAGCUGCAAAGGCUCUGAUGCGCCUGCAGGACACAUACAAACUGGAUCCUGAAACUCUCUCUCGAGGAAACUUACCAGGAACAAAAUACAGAUCCUCUUUGACAGUAGGUGACUGCUUUGGUAUGGGGAAGACUGCUUACAAUGACGGAGACUACUAUCACACAGUACUCUGGAUGGAGCAAGCCUUAAAACAACACGAUGAGGGGGAGGAUACAACAGUCAGCAAAGUGGAGAUCCUAGAUUAUCUCAGCUAUGCUGUUUUCCAGUUUGGGGAUUUACACAGAGCCAUGGAGCUUACCAGACGUCUGAUAUCCCUUGACAGUACUCAUGAGAGAGCAGGCAGUAACUUGCGGUACUUUGAGAAGUUGCUGGAGAAGGAGAGAGAAGAGAAGGAGAAAGAGAAGUCAAUAAACAAGACCAUGAUGACGACAGAACCAGUGGUGCAAAGUGGUGCCUAUGAGAGACCUCUUGACUACUUGCCAGAGCGUGAUAUCUAUGAGGCCCUUUGCCGAGGUGAAGGCGUGAAAAUGACACCUCGGAGACAGAAAAGGCUGUUUUGUAGGUACCACGAUGGAAACAGAAACCCUCAUCUGCUCAUAGCUCCCUUUAAGGAAGAAGAUGAAUGGGAUAGCCCUCAUAUUGUACGAUACUAUGAUGUCAUGUCUGAUGAAGAAAUUGAGAAAAUUAAACAACUAGCUAAGCCAAGAGUAAGUUUCCCCUCUUCCAUCUCACUAGUGACUGCUAAUUCUGUGCUUUAA
Messenger RNA from Cariama cristata (Red-legged seriema), 1172 nucleotides. RefSeq names its product prolyl 4-hydroxylase, alpha polypeptide II (gene P4HA2). The record is from RefSeq and is a predicted model, not a curated record. NCBI's taxonomy places the organism in Eukaryota, Metazoa, Chordata, Aves, Cariamiformes, Cariamidae. Bases 24 to 1172 code for a protein of 382 amino acids. The transcript has 7 exons. Gene Ontology annotation, molecular function: protein binding; procollagen-proline 4-dioxygenase activity. Gene Ontology annotation, cellular component: endoplasmic reticulum.